CGUCUGCAGGUGAACUGGUCCCGGUGCCGAGCAAGUCCUUGUACGCAGUCGGGAACCGGGAGAAAUAAUGUGGCUGAUCGUGUUGGCCAGCUUCCUUCACUGCGCCUCGGCCUACGAUGUGGAUCUGAAGAAACUGGACGGGCUGGCGAAAGCUAGGGUGGAGACGUGUGGUGGAUGACAGCUGAACAGGCUCAGAGAGGUCAAAGCCUUCGUGGUCCAGGAUAUUCCUCUUUACCAUAACCUGGUGAUGAAGCACAUACCUGGGGCCGACCCUGAGCUUGUCCUCCUUAACCACUAUUAUGAAGAACUGGAUCGGAUCGCCUUGUCUGACAUGACCCGCUCAGAGAUCAAUGAGCUGCUGGGGAAACUGGGAUUCUACAAGAAGGCUCAAGCUGAGGACGAGGUGCCAGAGGAGUUCCGCUUCUCUCCUGCCAAAGACAGCCCGUUCAAAGAUGAGCCAGCAUACAAACCCUCCACUUCCUCUCUUGCCACUGAGAACACCUCAGAUCCCAACUCUGAGGUGAAGCACACUGACCUAUAACUUGUCAGAGAGGAGAAAAGUAGGAAUCUCACAGUAACACUGCCCAUGACCAGCUAGUUAUUGCAGAAAUGCUUGUAAUUUCACAGCAAGGCUAGCAGAUCAUGGAUCAGUCUUUGGGGAAGGACAAAAUCAUAGCAUCAGCAAAAGACCUUUAAAAGGUCCACAAUCUGAAUUUGCACAUAUUUUCUUGCUAUUUGUUCUUUUUUUCAGUGCUAAUAUCCCAACAGGUUGGUUUGUGUGUGCUUUUUCUACGACUAGAAGUGUGUAUGUUUGAUUUGCGACAUCAUGUGUCAGCUGUUUUGAGGAUUCUUGCCUCACUUGAGCGCUUGUGUGUCUGAUUGCUUCCUACCCACUUUGAAACUGAAUGAAGCCUCAGGCUAAAAAUCAUAUGACAGGCCUGGGGUUGAUGCUAUAUGUUCCUCUGGGAUGGGCUGAUGCACACAAGACGAUUCAACGUAGAGUUGUCAAAGAAGAAAAUAAUAAAAUAUUUCAAGAAAAUGCAUUUCAGCCCUGGUCCUUGCAGUAUGUAGUCGUGUUGAUGUCCAUUUCUUUUAACACUGUGAAGACAUUCAGUUUUGGCAGAAAGCCCA
This is a messenger RNA of Scomber japonicus (chub mackerel), 1131 nucleotides long. RefSeq names its product selenoprotein M (gene selenom). Gene Ontology annotation, molecular function: oxidoreductase activity. The record is from RefSeq and is a predicted model, not a curated record. Gene Ontology annotation, cellular component: endoplasmic reticulum lumen. The transcript has 5 exons. Lineage: Eukaryota; Metazoa; Chordata; Actinopteri; Scombriformes; Scombridae.